Lactuca virosa is the source of this 873-nucleotide messenger RNA. The record is from the annotation of a GenBank genome assembly. NCBI's taxonomy places the organism in Eukaryota, Viridiplantae, Streptophyta, Magnoliopsida, Asterales, Asteraceae.
AUGGAGAGCUCUACCAAACCUCAGUUUAGAUCAAUUAGUUUGCCAUCAAAGCUAACCCCAAUUUCUACUCGAAUCAAACUUAACCUCGAUAACCUUAACACACUUAUACCUUUAUGUUCAUCGGUAAGCUAUCAAACUACUUUUGUAUGCUUGGUUGACUUGUAUCUCUCUGUCGAUGAACUUAUUAGUUCAUAUCGAAUCCAACAAGUUGAUCUUCAGUGUAACAACAAACUCCUUAUCGAAGAUGUGCUAGUUGAGUCGACUACGUUGCUGGAUUCAUGUAGUAACCUCUUGGAGUUUCUGGCUCUAAUGAAGAAAAAUGUCAGGGCCCUUCAAUCUGCGUUGCGAAGAAAAGGAAAAGCUAUAGAUGCGAGUGGUGAAGCUGAUAUCAUGGAUUACUUGUUAUACCGGAAGAAAGCAAAGAAGAAUAUUAUGCAGUACCUUCGUUCAUUAGAGAAAAUGGAAAGAGAAACUGAAGCAUGUAUGGUCUCUGGUGAAGAUGAUCAUUUGUCGAUGGUGAUUGGAGUUCUAAGACAAAUCGUAUCUGCCACCAUCUCUGUGUUUCGAGGUCUUUUCUUUUGUUUGUCAGGUAGAACAAAAGUAGAUAAGGGGUUCUCGUUGAUGUCAAGAUUGGUGCCCAUGAGUAGGCCAGCUUAUGGCAAAAUUCAAGAGAUUACUACCGACGUUGAUAUGAUAGAUGUAACACUUCGUUCUUUACAGAAAAAUAAGAGUAAAUCCAUUGAUGUGCAAAUGGUGACAGAGAGAUUACUAAACCUCGAUCAUCAGAUCGAGGGUUACGAGGUUGAGUUAGACAGCCUUUUUCGGAGACUGAUUCAAACGCGAGUUUCCCUUCUUAACAUUCUGGGAAACUAA